This is a messenger RNA of Blepharisma stoltei, 807 nucleotides long. The record is from the annotation of a GenBank genome assembly. NCBI's taxonomy places the organism in Eukaryota, Ciliophora, Heterotrichea, Heterotrichida, Blepharismidae.
AUGUAUAACCUUACACCUAUGAUAGACCUGAUGAUCGCUCAGGUUUCCACCUACGCCAAGCACAUCCACCGCAAGAGCACUCUUGAGGCCAAAAUUCGGAACAUGUUUUUCCAUACAAAAAAGAAUUCCCGGAUUCCUCCCAAAAAGGAGUACCUACGGUGCCGUCUUAUUCGUGGCCACAAACGUAUAAAUAGACAGAUCAGCAAGAAAUCCUUGCCGAUUGGUAUUUUAAAUACCUAUGACAUCGACGACCCGUCCGCUAUCAAGCUCUGGAACAUUCUGGAGACUUGUUACUUCAAAAACCAAGAAGAAAUGGAUUUCAUCAGCAGAACAGAAAGUGGGCCAAAAACAGACGGGAUUUCCAAGCGAAAAGGAAGGAUCAAGAAUCUAGAAAAGAGCUUCAAUUUGUCCUUCUGCAAAAGGUAUUUCAGCUCCCCAGCUGUUUUGGAAUCCUUCUACUAUUAUAUUGAGCUGGUUUUUCUGAAGCUGGAGCCUGAGUUGCUGUGUAAAAAAUUCGACUUUCGAUGCUGCGAAGGUGAGCAUCAGCCAGAGUGCAUAGAAAAAUGACUGAUCUUGAAGCAUUACGUCAGAGUAAUGAUGAUUGAAGAAUUAGGCAUAAUACCUUUGCAAGAAACUGGACGGUUUCUUCCAAAUGUAUUUCAGCCUGAAGGGAAAAGUGAAGAAAUAAGUCCAAAGUGUGAGGAUAGUGAAGAUGGAGGCGAAAGUGAGUCAGCCAUGACAUGCACGACCGCCAUUGAUGAUCCUGAAAUUUUGAGUGGGCAGCUGGACUCUGUUCAAGAUAACUAA